Molecule: messenger RNA, 2427 nt
Organism: Ustilago hordei
Lineage: Eukaryota; Fungi; Basidiomycota; Ustilaginomycetes; Ustilaginales; Ustilaginaceae
Exons: 1
Coding region: 1-2427 (808 amino acids)
Biological process (GO): Ras protein signal transduction; protein ubiquitination
Cellular component (GO): cytoplasm
Molecular function (GO): ubiquitin protein ligase activity; zinc ion binding
Source: RefSeq, a predicted model, not a curated record
AUGCCAGCGAAGCCUCGCAAGUCAGCACCGCAGAACCCAGCAUUCUUUCUCGAUCAGCAGGAAACCUACUCGAUCCACUUUUCGCUCUUCCAUCCCGACCCGUCUCUAGCCAGCCAAGCUCCUUUUCAGAGUAGCCCUAAGAAUCGGCUGGCCAUCGAUCAGGUCUUCGGCCAGCUACCAGAUACAGCCCUACAAGGCGACCACGGCUCGGCGAGUCGCUCUCAACGCAGCUUCUUGCAUCGCCACCGCUCGACAAAGUCCUUCGGCUCGCCUAUCGAUAUUCGUUUCGGGCCUAUUCGCCUUGACUGGGCUCAGCGCGCUUGUUCGACCACAGAUAUGUCUGGCGAAGCCGGAAAUUCUAGUACAAGUACAAGCUCUGUACCAAUAGCUUCAGGCUCCAGUGGGCAACAACCCGCCAAGGCACAGAGAAGGAAGCAUGUGUUUCAUGCCAAAGAGCCACAAGUAUCCUUACCUGUGGCUAGGUUCGAGAAGACAGACUCGUUCGAAGGCGAUGCUUCUGGCUCAGCAUCAAGCUCUAGAGAUGUAGACAGGCAACUUGCCUCAAGCACCGAGAAGUUCCAAGGCAUGACCAUCGGUGUAACGGAGGUGGCCUUUGGUAUCGUGCAUCUCUUUUGCGACAAACAGGAAGCCACAACGAAUACCGCUGCAUCUUCUACAAAGCGCAGAGGCUCAAGCCAGCCCGCUGCGUCCUCAGCGGCAUCGCAAAACCUCGAGAACCAGAUUCCGGAACAAGAUGUUGGAGCAAUUGUUGCUGUUCUUGCUGUUCCAUCUCACUUGACUGCUUCCCACUUCCUCUCCUACAUCGAGCCGGCAGUGGAGGCAAUCACACAUCUCCGCAUGGUCAGAGAUAUGCACCCAAAUCGUUGUAUGGUGCUCAUCCGCUUUCGUGAUGCAAAAGAUGCUGAAGAUUUCCACAAGAUGUUCAACGGCCAGCCUUUCAACGCUAUGGAUCCGCAAGAGAUCUGCCAGGUGGUCUACAUCACUUCCCUUACCGUAUCAAAACACUCAUCCUUGCCGUUCAGCUAUCCAACACUCACCAACUCCGAUCCUUGGCCGCUUCGACCGCCGACAAACACAGCCAACAAAGCAGCUCACGAACUGCCGACUUGCCCCGUCUGCCUCGAACGCAUGGACAGCUCGGUGACAGGGCUGAUGACUAUCUCCUGCCAGCAUACAUUCCACUGCUCGUGUCUCUCCAAGUGGGGCGAGUCCCGCUGUCCGGUUUGUCGGUACUCGCAGACAGGUCAACCUUCCGUACACCAUCGGCGAAGGACACCGCGGUCUUCGAUGCAUCCUUCCACUCCUUCGCCCAACGGUCGCGGCGACAGUAUUGCCGAGCCUAACUCGGAAGAGGAAAGCGACCUGGAUGAGCCGAGCUGCUGUGCGGUCUGCGAGACGCAACAGGACCUGUGGGUCUGUCUGGUCUGCGCUUCAGUCGGAUGUGGUCGGUACAAGCAAGGCCAUGCACAUCGACACUUCAGCGAAACAGGUCAUCUGUACAGCUUGGAGCUUGAGACGCAGCGAGUCUGGGAUUAUGCCGGAGACGGAUAUGUGCAUCGCCUCAUUCAAAACAAGGCAGAUGGGAAGCUAGUCGAAUUGCCAUCUGCAUCAUCCGCCACUGCAACACCGGAGCGAAGCAGGACGUUGCCUGCUUCAGCCAGCUAUGCGUCAGCCAUGUCGACAACCGGGACCAAGUAUUCUGGUCCGCCGCUGGAUUACGCACACGAAACCCGUCGCUAUGCGGCAGCCGCAGACGAGACCGAUGGAAGCUCGCUGCAGCAGCAACAUUAUCAUCAUCAUCAUCAUCAUCAGCAUCAUCAUCAGCAGCAGCAGCAGCAGCAGCAGCAGCAGCAGCAAGAUACGAGACAUACAGGCUCAAGCCGUCCAGCAGAUGAGAAGCUCGAAGCCAUCGGAAUAGAGUACUCCUAUUUGCUGACCAGCCAGCUGGAAUCACAACGUCACUUCUACGAAGACAAGCUGGACCAAUUCCAAGCUCAACUCACCUCUAUGACAGGUGAGCUCGCCUCUCUUUCGCUCAAAUCCAAACAGAUCGACGAGCUCUCGCAACGGACAGCUGAGCUCGAACGCACCAACGAGACCCUGAAGAAAGGCAAGGAGAAGAGCGAUCGUAAAGCAGAGAAAGCAGUCGAGCUAGCACGAGCUUUGGAGAAGGAUCUGCAUUCGGAACGCUCGAUCAGUAAAGGCUUGAUGGAUCGACUGGGCAAGGUGAAAGAGAGCGAGACGGGUCUGAAGGCUCAAGUUGUGGAUCUACAGGAGCAGGUGAAUGACCUGAUGUUCUUUGUGCAGGCCAGGGAUAAGAUUGAUCAGGAAGGAAGUGAGGCUCAGGGUGGUGAUGUCGAGAUCAAGGAAAAGCCUAGUAGGAAGGGAAAGGGUAGAAGGAAGUAA